Messenger RNA from Neltuma alba, 291 nucleotides. Its product is annotated as gibberellin-regulated protein 12-like. The record is from RefSeq and is a predicted model, not a curated record. The transcript has 3 exons. Bases 1 to 291 code for a protein of 96 amino acids. Lineage: Eukaryota; Viridiplantae; Streptophyta; Magnoliopsida; Fabales; Fabaceae.
AUGGCAAAUUCUGUGAUUCUUCGUUCUACAUUUCUUCUUGUAUUCCUGUCUGCCUCUUUUGUCAUUCAGGUUGCUCAUGCUGGUGGAGAAGGAUCACUUCGCCCAGAAGAAUGUGCUGGGGCAUGUGACUAUCGAUGUUCAGAUACACAGUACAAGAAGGCAUGUUUGACUUUCUGCAAUAAAUGUUGCCUGAAGUGUUUAUGUGUGCCUUCAGGAACAUAUGGUCACAAGGAAGAGUGUCCUUGCUAUAACAAUUGGAAGACCAAGGAAGGAGGGCCCAAGUGCCCUUAA